This is a messenger RNA of Trichomycterus rosablanca, 4315 nucleotides long. RefSeq names its product collagen beta(1-O)galactosyltransferase 1a (gene colgalt1a). The transcript is spliced from 12 exons. NCBI's taxonomy places the organism in Eukaryota, Metazoa, Chordata, Actinopteri, Siluriformes, Trichomycteridae. Gene Ontology annotation, molecular function: procollagen galactosyltransferase activity. The record is from RefSeq and is a predicted model, not a curated record. The coding region runs from base 1 to 1815 and encodes 604 amino acids.
AUGUUUGGCUUGGUGCUGAGUGUGUAUAGCUUGUUGUAUGGACAGGUUUGGGGGUAUUUUCCUGAGGAGCGCUGGAGUGCUGAAUCUGCUCUGCUCGCCCCCCGGGUUCUUCUGGGUUUAAUCUGCAGAAACUCUGCUCAUUCUCUACCGUAUUUCCUCGGAGCUAUAGAGAGACUCAACUAUCCCAAAGAGAGGAUUGCAAUCUGGGUUGCUACAGACCAUAAUGACGAUAACACAACAUAUAUGCUUCGAGACUGGCUCAUCAAUGUGCAGAAACUGUACCACUAUGUGGAGUGGAGGCCCAAGGAACAACCUAGGGCGUAUGAUGAUGAGGAAGGACCCAAGCACUGGACCAAUCACAGAUACGCUCACGUGAUGAAGCUGCGCCAGGCCGUGCUUGAAUCUGCCCGAGAGAUGUGGGCUGAUUAUUUAAUGAUGGUUGACUGUGACAACCUCCUGACUAACCCAAACGUGCUGUGGGAGCUGAUCAAAGAGAAUAAGACCAUCAUUGCGCCAAUGCUAGAGUCUCGAGCAGCCUAUUCCAAUUUCUGGUGCGGCAUGACCAGUCAGGGUUACUAUAAGCGGACACCUGCCUACAUACCCAUGCGCAAACAGGUCAGGAAGGGUUGCUUUGCAGUCCCCAUGGUGCACUCCACGUUCCUGAUAGACCUUCGCAAAGAAGCAUCAAGACUUCUUGCGUUUCACCCACCUCAUCCCGACUAUACCUGGGCCUUUGAUGACAUCAUUGUCUUUGCCUUUUCAGCACGAAUGGCAGAUGUGCAGAUGUUCGUGUGUAACAAAGAGACUUAUGGCUUUUUGCCCGUCCCCUUGCGCUCCCACAACAGUCUUCAGGAUGAGGCAGACAGCUUUCUACACACGGUGCUGGAGGUCAAUGUGCGACAUCCUCCUGUGGAGCCCUCCAAAUUUCUCCUCCCUCCUGUCAAACAACCUGAUAAGAUGGGCUUUGAUGAGGUGUUCAUGAUAAACCUGGAGCGUCGGACUGAUAGGAGGGAACGGAUGCUCAGGGCGCUACACGAGCAGGAGAUUGAGUUCAAAAUCAUACCUGCUGUCGAUGGCAAAGCCAUGAAUGUGACUGAGAUCCAUGAUAUGGGGAUCCACAUGCUGCCGGGCUACAGUGACCCCUACCAUGGCAGACCUUUAACGAAAGGGGAGCUGGGAUGCUUCCUUUCUCACUACAAGAUAUGGAAAGAGAUUGUGGAUCGUGGUCUUAAAAGCUCACUGGUGAUCGAAGACGACCUGAGGUUUGAGAUCUUCUUCAAGCGGCGACUGCAGAACCUGAUGAGCGAGGUGGAGAAAGAGGGGCUUGACUGGGACCUGAUUUAUAUUGGCAGAAAGAGGAUGCAGGUGGACCACCCAGAAAAAUCUGUUCCCAACAUACACAACCUAGUGGUAGCGGAUUAUUCCUAUUGGACCCUGGGAUAUAUGAUGUCGUUACAGGGAGCUAAAAAGCUGCUGAACGUAGAGCCACUUAGCAAAAUGCUGCCUGUGGAUGAAUUCCUUCCUGUCAUGUACAAUAAACAUCCUGUCUCAGAUUACAUGGAGCAGUUUGAGACGAGAGAUCUGAAGGCGUUCUCUGCCGAGCCGCUGCUGGUCUACCCGACUCACUACACUGGCGAGCCGGGCUACGUCAGCGACACGGAGACGUCCACCGUCUGGGACAACGAUACGGUACGCACAGACUGGGACAGGAAACGGUCACGCAAGACUCACGAGCAGGAUAAGAUCAGCACAGAGGCGCAGAAUUCGGACGUGCUGCAGUCACCUUUAGACAGCACUGCCAGGGAUGAGCUCUGACAUGACACCUGUGGAGACAUUUUAUAAACACUGCCACACAUUUUGGGACUUUUGACUGACCAAAUAAUGACUUUUCAUGUGUUUAUUGUGUUAAACCUAAGUGUUUGUCCCGCUAGAUGAUCAUAUGAGCGUUUGAUUAGCAGUAUCAGAAAGAGCACUCCAUUUUUUUGUGACAUUCUUUGGCUGCUGAUAAAGUAGUCAUAGAAUGUUUUAAUUUGGCACUAUUAGUGUUUUUCCUUGUUUUUUUGCAUGAUGGUAAAGUUUUUGAACAUUAUAUUGCCUAUCUAUUCAACCAUGUGGCAUGGUUAUGUAUUAAGGAGGGAGCAAAAACAUAACAUAGUUCACUUUCUUAGGUCCCAGAUGCCAGGUGUCCCAAUUCAGCCUGUUGAGCUUAGAGCUGGGUGAUAUGGCAGAAAUAUCACAGUGCAGUUUGAAAGACCUUAUUAAAAUCUGUAAGGUUUAGCUAAUAGCCAGUAUUCCCAGUGGUGUUUGCCUUUUCAGUGCCAUUGCAAGCUGGGGAUGGGAAUCCAAGAGAGCCCAAUUGGCACUGAUUUUAAAGUAAUGACACACUUGUCACCCUUAUUAAGGUAACACCAGCCAAUCAUGUUUUUUGAACAGCAGUGAUGAUGAGUUUAAAUAAAUCAUUCUAAUGAACUAACAAGUGUAUGUAGCACCCAAGCAAUGUUUAACUAAUACAACUGAAUUUAAUCUUGCUAAUCUUUUAACAGAAGUGUUUUAAAAUUAAAGUGUCUUAAGGCCGCUCAGGUGGCGCAAUGGUAAAAAACGCUAGAUGGGGUAUCGAAUCUCAGCUCCGCCAUCCGGCUGGGCUGGGUGGCCACAUGGACAAUGAUUGGCUGUUGUUCAGGGAUCAGGAUUCCUCAUAACUGGUGCAAUUACUACCUCUGCUGGCCAAUUGAUGCUGCCUGUGCAGAGUUGGGGAAUAAUGCUGAUCAGGGUGUGGCUCUCUUUGCACAAAGUUUUUUUUUUUUUUGUAUGUGUGUGGAUACAUCUCCUAAUUAAAGAUUAAGGUGUUUUAGCCACAUCAGGUGGCACAGCAGUAAAGCACACUAGCACACCAGGGCUGAUAUCUCGAACUCGCAAGUUUUAAUCUCAGCUCGGCUACUGGCAGGUUGUGACACCUAUACGGACGAUGAUUGGCUCGUCCGAGGAUGACCGCUACAAUGACAACAUCUGCUGACUGAUUGAUGAUGCCUGCACAAUGAGACAGGAGAUAAUCGAGAUUGGUGCAUGUCUGUGCAAUAUGGAUCUCUAUAUGAGCUCACCUCGUGCAGAAGAAUCGGUCGGCUGCUCCACAUGUGGAGGUCGCGUGCGAUACUCAUGACCCUUUUCAUUUAGGAGUGGAAGUCAGCAGCAGUAGAGAAAGCGAGAUGUGAUUGAGUGAUUGGAUUGGACUAGAUUGGGAGGAAAAUUGGGCAAAAUGCAUUUAAAAAAAAAUAAUAUGCCUUGGGGGCAGCACAGUGGCUCAGUGGGUAGCACUGUCGCCUCACAGCAAGAAGGUCCUGGGUUUGAUCCCCAGGCGGCGCAGACCGGGUCCUUUCUGUGUGGAGUCUGCAUGUUCUCCCCGUUUCUGCGUGGGUUUCCUAAUUGAGUGAGUGAGUGAGUGAGUGAGUGAGUGAGUGAGUGAGUGAGUGAGUGAGUGAGUGAGUGAGUGAGUGAGUGAGUGAGUGAGUGAGUGAGUGAGUGAGUGAGUGAGUGAGUGAGUGAGUGAGUGAGUGAGUGAGUGAGUGAUGUGCCUUGGUAUGGCAUAUGGCCACUUUUAAAACUGGUCCAAGCUGCAAUAAAGUGUCUCGUGGCUUCUAAAGUGGGUGGGAAUUUAAGGAUCUUUGCAAAAAGACACGAUUGCUUUCCAUUGUUUUUGAUCCAGUUAGUACAGGCAGUUAUAUUUUGCAUUAAGUUACAUUAUAAUAAUUUAGAGCAUAAGUAGCUGCAAGGCCCCAAAGUACUCUUAAAAUAAAAAUAACAUAUAAUUAAAAUAUUGCCAUAUCACCCAGUCCAAACUAAGCUCACUAAGCUCAUUAUUAGUGGCUACAUUAUAAGAAAAAUCAUAAAAUAUCCUCAAAGAUUUAGUUCAGAUUUAGAUUUAGUUUUUGUAGCGUCUCUGUUUUUUGGUUUGUUUGUUUUUUUGCUCUGUGAUAAAAAAAACCCCUAAUUGUCAAACUAUAAAUGUUUUGUACCUAAUGUGCCUUAAAAAUGUAGAUGAAAUACAAUCCUAAAUAAUGUGAGAUGUUGUCUCUUGUUAUAAUGAAUACAAUUCUUAGCCCCUUGGUAGUAUACAGCUGUAGGUUUCUGGGUUUAACCUUCGUUUCCUAUCUGUGUGGAUUUGUGGUGUGUAUUAUUUUUUUCUCGCACCUCAAAAACAUUGGCUUUUUUAAAUAGGCUUUAUGUAAAAACAAGUAAAAAUACGUUUGUGUGCUACUCUGCAAUGGGCUGGUGCUCAAUGCAGGGUGUGAAACCCUUGUUCAUAAAACCAUUGCAACUU